This is a messenger RNA of Prorocentrum cordatum, 1544 nucleotides long. The record is from the annotation of a GenBank genome assembly. NCBI's taxonomy places the organism in Eukaryota, Dinophyceae, Prorocentrales, Prorocentraceae.
AUGGCGUCCUCGAGGGCCGCGUCCGCGGGGUCCGCGCUGAACAUGGGCGACGUGGCGGCGCCGGACAUGGAGGUCUGCCCCGGCGAGGUGCUCGGCGACCUCACCGACGCGCAGCUGAAGGUCAAGGUCGGGGACAAGUGGUGGGAGCGCUACUACUCGGUGCUCCAGCCCCACGAGACGAUCGAGGAUGCGGACAGGUGGAAGGGCGUGGACGGCAGUCGCCGCUGGAGGGAGUGCUUGCGCCUGUACGCCUACUCGGAGCGGAGGACCCUGCCGUACUACAUCGAGGGGAAGCCGAACGAGAGGGCUCUUUUCCGCAACCGCCACAACGCUCGGAAGUCUGACAACACGGUCAAAAAAUACGCGCAGGGCGUGCUCGAGUUCGGGUGCAACUGGCUUGGUCGGGGGGCUGCGAUCGCAGUUCAAGAGGACGACGGCAAGUUCUCCCUCCUCGCCGGCGGCACGUUGGUCGAGGCGGUGUACCUCGGGAAGGAGACCCAACCCAAUAACGAGUACAUCCAAGAGGCCAUGCAGACUGGCGUGCCAGGAGCAGUGGUGUUCCGCAAGAUCACGCCGCCAGACGGGUGUGAGUGGAUCAAGAACAACCACAACUUCUACAACACAAUCGCCGGCUGCGCAACUACUUGGCUCGAGCUUCUCGAGAAGAUCGAUGACGCGGAGUCGAGCUGGAGGGAGAAGUGCCGCAAGGAAGGCAUCAGCACGGACUCAUGCCCGAAAUCUGGGCCGUUUCGGUACGAGAAGAUGUACGAGGCGCAUAUUAUGAAAAAGUUCAAGGGCUACUUUAAUGGGUGGGACCACUACCAGGCUUGCAAGGGCACCCACAACAAAGCAAAGGCCAUGGGCAUCUACUCCGAGUGGAAGGAGUGGGCGGAGAGGAAGGCUAACUUCUUGGACCAGAGCUGCAAGCCCCACAUCAUGGCCGAGGUUCAGAACUUCUGCUUGGUGGUUGUGGAACACUUCUCCGAUAAUGGCUUGGCGCCCGAAUGGCUCUUGAAGGAGGUGGCCCUCAUGUUGCUUAAGUUCAGCACCCCCCUGGUCGAGGACUGCAGCGAUGCUGAUUGGGCCAACUACGGCGGCGUCAUCAACCCUGGCGUGUUCGCGAGGGCCAAGAGGCAGCUCAGUGUCUUGAGAUGCCCAAUUGGGAAGAGCGCUGCCUACGUGAAGGGUAUGGAAGCCAACGCGGCCGCCGCCGCCAAGCGCAAGAGAGAGGAGGAGAAACAGCACGCCGAGAAGAAGGGCGAGGAGCCCGAUGCGAAGAAGGUGAAGGGCACGGGCAGGGGUCGCGCCACGAAGCCGCAGAAAAAGGACCCCAAGAAGGUGGAAGAGGAGUUUAAGGGCACCAUCACCGUCGCCGGCGUCGAUCGCGAGAUGCUGUGGCUCGAUGACCUGUUCCAAGCGGCCCUGGCGCCCUUGCGGCCGCUGAGGGAGUCCCAGAUCAACAAGCCCCAGGUGAUCAUCAUUGUCCUUGACGGGGUCAAGUUCGCGCUGCUGUCCACCAUCACCUUGAGCGGCAAGGAGCUCAA